Choloepus didactylus (southern two-toed sloth) is the source of this 2778-nucleotide messenger RNA. It is a transcript of the gene CLCA4, whose product is annotated as chloride channel accessory 4. Lineage: Eukaryota; Metazoa; Chordata; Mammalia; Pilosa; Megalonychidae. The coding region runs from base 1 to 2778 and encodes 925 amino acids. Gene Ontology annotation, biological process: chloride transport. Gene Ontology annotation, molecular function: intracellularly calcium-gated chloride channel activity. The transcript has 14 exons. The record is from RefSeq and is a predicted model, not a curated record.
AUGGAGUUUUUCAAAAAUUUUGUUUUCCUCUUAGUUCUAUACCUGCUGCAGGGAUUGAAUACUUCCCUUGUUCGACUGAACAACAAUGGCUAUGAAGACAUUAUCAUUGCUAUUGACCCUGGUUUGCCAGAAGAUGAGGAACUAAUUGAGCAAAUAAAGAAAAUGGUGACUGCAGCUUCUACGUACCUGUUUGAAGCCACACAAAAAAGAUUGUUUUUCAAAACUGUAUCUAUAUUAAUUCCUGAAAAUUGGAAGGAAAACCCUCAAUACACGAGGCCAAAAAUUGAGAGCUACACACACGCUGAUGUUUUAGUUGCACCACCUACCGUCCCAGGUAGAGAUGAACCUUAUACCAGACACUUCACAGCCUGUGAAGAAAAGGGAGAAUUCAUUCAUUUCACUCCUGACUUUGUACUUGGAAAGAAAGAAAAUGAGUAUGGAUCAUCAGGUAGAGUGCUCGUGCAUGAGUGGGCCCAUCUCCGGUGGGGAGUGUUUGAUGAGUACAAUGAAGAUGAGCCAUUCUACAGCUCUAGUACAAGAAAAAUUGAAGCAACAAGGUGUUCCACAGGUAUUUCUGGUAUAAAUAGAUUUCAUAAGUGUCAAGGAGACAGCUGUAUAACUAGAACAUGCAGACGCGAUUCUCAGACCGGACUGUAUGAAAAAGGUUGUCAGUUUUUCCCUGAUAAAGAUCAAACUGAAAAGGCAUCCAUAAUGUUUAUGCAAAGUUUUGAAUCUGUUAUUGAAUUCUGUAAUGAAAAAAACCAUAACCAAGAAGCUCCAAGUUUACAAAACAACAAGUGUGACUUCAGAAGCACAUGGGAGGUGAUCAGCAAAUCUGAGGAUUUUAACCACACCGUGCCAAUGCAGGAACCACCUCCUUCCCCUGUCUUCUCAUUGCUGAGGAUCAUGCAAAGAAUUGUGUGCUUAGUUCUUGAUAAGUCUGGAAGCAUGGGGGGUAGCGAUCGCCUAAAUCGAAUGAAUCAAGCAGCCAAAUAUUUCCUGCUGCAGACCAUUGAAAAUGGAUCCUGGGUUGGAAUGGUUCAAUUUGACAGUAAUGCCAACAUCAGAAGUAAGCUAAUCCAAAUAAUAAGCAGCAAUGAAAGAAACAAGCUCUUGGAGCUGUUACCUACAGAGGCUUCAGGAGGAACAUCCAUCUGCUCUGGAAUAAAAACAGCAUUUCAGGUGAUUAGAGAGAAAGAUCCCCAAAUAGAUGGAUCUGAAAUAGUGCUGCUGACCGAUGGGGAGGACAGUACUGUAAGGAAUUGUAUGGAAGAAGUGACACAAAGUGGGGCCAUCAUUCAUUCGAUUGCUUUAGGACCACUUGCUGAUGCAACAAUAGGACAGAUGAGCAAUGUAACAGGAGGACAGUAUUAUUAUGCUUCAGAUGAAGCCCAGAGCAAUGGCCUUGUUGAUGCUUUCGGGGCCCUUGCAUCAGCAAAUGCCGAUGUCUCCCAGCAGUCUCUUCAGCUCGAAAGUACAGGAUUAAAACUCGACAGUAAUCUCUGGAUGAAUGGCACUGUAAUAAUUGAUAGCACAGUGGGAAAGGACACAUUCUUUCUCAUCACUUGGGUCUAUCAGCCUCCCAGUAUUUCUCUCUGGGAUCCCAGUGGAACACCAACGGCAAAAUUCACACUGGACGACAAUUCAAAAAUGGCCUAUCUCAGCAUUCCAGGAAUUGCAAUGGUGGGCAUCUGGACUUACAGUCUUCAAGCCAAGGUAAAACCAGAAACGUUAACGAUAACAGUAACUUCUCGGGCAGCCAAUUCUUCUGUAACUCCAAUCACAGUGAAGGCUAAAAUGAAUAAAGACACAAACAGCUUCCCCAGCCCAAUGAUUGUUUAUGCAGAAAUUCUACAAGGGUAUCUGCCCAUUCUUGGAGCCAAUGUGACUGCCUUCAUUGAAUCAGAGAGUGGAAACAUGGAAGUGUUAGAACUGUUGGAUAAUGGUGCAGGUGCUGAUUCUUUGAAAAAUGAUGGGGUCUACUCCAGGUAUUUUAUAAAUUAUACAGAAAAUGGCAGAUACAGUUUAAAAAUACGGGCUCAUGGAGGAACAAAUGCUGUGCGAAGCUUAAAGCGUCCACUGAACAGAGCAUUCUACAUACCAGGCUGGGUGGUGGAUGGAAAAAUUGAAGCAAACCCACCAAAACCGGAAAUUGAGGAUAUUCAGACAACUGUGGAGAGUUUCAGCAGAACAGCAUCCGGAGGUGCAUUUGUGGUUUCGAAUGUUUCAAAACUUCCCUUGCCUGAUCUGUACCCACCAAGUCAGAUCACAGACCUGGAUGCAAGCCCUGAUGGGGAUCAAAUUAGUCUAACCUGGACAGCACCAGGAGACAAUUUUGAUGUUGGAAAAGUUCGACAGUAUGUCAUAAGAAUAAGUGGAAGUAUCCUUGAUCUGAGAGACAAUUUUGAUGGUGCCCUUCAAGUAAACACUACUGGUCUGAUACCAAGCGAGGCCAACUCCAAGGAAAUCUUUGCAUUUAAACCAGAAAAUAUCUCAGAAGAAAAUGUAACCCACAUAUUCAUUGCCAUUCAAAGUGUAGAUAAAAGCAAUUUGACAUCAAAAGUAUCCAACAUCGCACAAGUAGCCUUGUUUAUUCCUCAAGCAGAUCCUAGUCCUGAUGAUAAUCAUCAGAAUCCUACUUAUAAUUCUGGAGUUAACAUUUCUGUCCUGAUAUUGUCAGUAGUUGGGUCUGUUGCAGUUGUUAGUAUUAUUUUAAGUACCACCAUUUGUAUUUUAAACAAGAAAAGAAAUGCAAGGAGACCAAGGACUGGGUUUUAA